AAAGGUAGAGUACUUCCCUGUCCCAUCAGUUUCUCUCCUCCAGUUUGACCUUUGCCAAUCCCUGUGUUUAUUUGAAUUAAGACUCUGUUUUGCUUGCUGCCUCUUGUAUUAUAAUUCUGGUCUCCACUUAAGUCCAGAAUCACCAGACAGUUGAAAAAUCAUGUUUAUACUGAGAGCAAGGAAAGAGAGAUUUUUCUCAGAAAAAAGGAAAUCCAGACAACCAACACUGCAGAGAACAGAGCCUGAGCCCCUAAGCAACCUGCCAAGAGAAUCAGAGGGACCCAAAGAGGCGUUUACUGCAGUUUAUCAUUUGAAAUGGUUUGUGGAAAGGGAGGUAGGGAAGAGAGCUAUUUUGUUAAAGUCUCUGGGAAUGAGUAUAGUUGAACAGUACUAGUUAUACUGUCAGUUUGGCAGUUUUUAUUAGAUGAUUAUAGAGACCUACUAGUACACUAACAAAAUAGGCUUAAAAUGAUAAACCUUGAGAAACAAAUCUCCCUGUUUUUCCAUUCUUCUGUACUUUUUAAAAGCAGUAUUCUUUGUUCAUAUACAGUUCCCUUUCCUGGCUGACACAGAAAGUCCUGAAUCAUUUUGUGACUCAUAAUUGGUUAGAAUUUAGGUGAACAUCUUUAAGCUCUGAUUUGCUUUUAUCUAAAUUUCUAGAUUCUACCCUUGGGAUCAAAGACUGAAAAAUGAUUCCUCUCAAGUGAUCACUUUAUAAAUUUUUGCCUUAACUCUCUAAGCCUGAGAGGUAAGGAGGCUAGUGUUGUGCUUGUUGUAUCCACUUUUCCUUGUGCUUGUGACGCACAGCAUAGUAUUCUUUCUCUGUGUGAGUACUGGGUAGCGCCUGUCACCUCUAAAGCAGUAAGAGAUUUGUGUAUGUCAGGGAGACAUACUUGCUCUACUAUGGCUUCAAAUAAAUAGGCACGUUCUGGAAAGCUUGUGGCUAGGGGAGAGCACUAAAUGUAAGGUGGUGUAUGUGUGCCUGCCUGCUUUCUGGAGAUGGGAGUAGCUCAUUUUGGAUAGGGGUUUACCAUUUCUCUUUCAGAAAGACACUGGUAGUAUGUGGCACAGAGGAAACUAGAUGGUUAAAUAAUAAAUCCCAGGGCCAAGUUUGAUUUUUUUUUUUUUUUUUUACCCCAUAGCUAAAGAAUUGAGCUUUAGUGAACCUCACUACCAUUUUGUCUACUCAAACUAGUAGAGUGUCUCAAAUAAGGGUGCUUAAAAUGCCUCUUGUUUGGACAUCAUUACCCAGAUACUCUCUUGCCAUUCAAACUGGAGGUGAAUUUGGGUAGAAUCUAGAUUUUGGAAUUAGGCAGCUACUUAGCUUCUGAGUAUGGUCAAGCGUAGUGACUCCCCUAACCUUUGGUGCGAGACUGGUCUGCUCUCUGAGAUGUUCAGGCCCGGCAUCUUUAUACUAUUUUCUGCGGUGCUGAGACACUGUGUUGCCCAACCUCAUAUUAAAAUAUCUAGAUAGAAUUGCUUCCUGCUUCUAAACAUUAGAUGGCACUUCUCUGAAAGUUGUAACAUUGAAUGAAGUUGGCUUAGUUUUCCCCCUUUCUUGGCUUUCGUGUCCCCUCUGGAAACUUAGUGUGAUAAACUGCAGUAAGCUUCACCCUCUUCCCUCCCAUCUGCACUGAUCUCCACCUUUCCUGGACGGUUGCUCAGAUGCCUCAGGUGCUCUUCUCUGCAGAGUUUGAUAACCUGGGUUUAUUUUUCUGAUGUGAGCCUUUCUUUUCACUUGCUCUCCAGGUGAGCCUGGCAUUUGCUAGGAACCAGAGUGGAACCGGCAAAGUGGCCAGCAACAGAGUCCUGAUCCAAAUGGAGAAAGGGAGCCAGGCGUACCUCAACCUGGAGUGGGAAACUUGAUAGGAGUUUGAAUCAGCUUGGGUCCUGACAAAUAUUGCUUCAGGAAACUCUCUUCAGACCCGGAUUGUGAUUCAGGCAGGAGCUGUUCCUAUCUUCAUCGAGUUGCUUAGCUCAGAGUUUGAAGAUGUCCAGGAGCAGGCAGUCUGGGCUCUUGGCAACAUUGCUGGAGAUAGCACCAUGUGCAGGGACUACGUCUUAGACUGCAAUAUCCUUCCCCCUCUGCUGCAGUUAUUUUCAAAGCAAAACCGCUUGACCAUGACCCGGAAUGCAGUGUGGGCUUUAUCUAAUCUAUGUAGAGGGAAGAGUCCACCUCCAGAAUUUGCUAAGGUUUCUCCCUGUCUGAAUGUCCUUUCUUGGUUGCUGUUUGUCAGUGACACUGAUGUACUGGCUGAUGCUUGCUGGGCUCUCUCAUACCUGUCAGAUGGACCCAAUGAUAAAAUCCAAGCAGUCAUCGAUGCAGGAGUAUGCAGGAGACUUGUGGAGCUUCUGAUGCACAAUGAUUAUAAAGUGGUUUCUCCUGCUUUGCGGGCUGUGGGAAACAUUGUUACAGGGGAUGACAUUCAGACACAGGUAAUUUUGAAUUGCUCAGCUCUUCAGAGUUUAUUGCAUCUGCUGAGUAGCCCAAAGGAAUCUAUCAAAAAAGAAGCAUGUUGGACAAUCUCUAAUAUUACAGCUGGAAAUAGGGCACAGAUCCAGACUGUGAUAGACGCUAACAUGUUCCCAGCUCUCAUCAGUAUAUUGCAAACAGCAGAGUUCCGGACGAGAAAGGAAGCUGCUUGGGCCAUCACAAAUGCAACUUCUGGAGGAUCAGCUGAGCAGAUCAAGUACCUAGUAGAACUGGGUUGUAUCAAGCCACUCUGUGAUCUCCUCACUGUCAUGGAUGCAAAAAUUGUACAGGUUGCCCUAAAUGGCUUAGAAAACAUCCUGAGGCUUGGGGAACAAGAAGCCAAAAGAAAUGGCUCAGGAAUUAACCCUUACUGUGCUUUGAUUGAGGAAGCAUAUGGUCUGGAUAAAAUUGAGUUUUUACAGAGUCAUGAAAACCAGGAGAUCUAUCAGAAGGCUUUUGAUCUUAUUGAGCAUUACUUUGGGACGGAGGACGAGGACAGCAGCAUCGCACCCCAGGUUGACCUUAGCCAGCAGCAGUACAUCUUCCAGCAGUGUGAGGCUCCCAUGGAAGGUUUCCAGCUCUGAAGCAACCCUCUGCUUUCUUGUUCCUGUGUCAGACCAGGCUACCCAGUCAAGUCCUCUUGUGGAGCCCACAGUCCUCAUGGAGCUAAUUUCUCAAAUGUUUUCCAUAAUACUGUUUGCGCUCAUUUGCUUGCCUUGCGCACCUGCUCUCUUACACACAUCUGGAAAACCUCUGGCUCUCUGUGGUGGAAUACCCUUUUAUUACAAGGGUGACUAGAACGGCCCGCUCUCUUAUGGAAAAAUCCCUAAGCUUUGGAGAUCCGCACUUACAUUAGAGUCAUGGGAAUGUAUACAUACUAAUGUGGCUCCCUUUUUUUGUGGGGGAAAAAGAGGACUCUUCCUCAUUCCGUAAAGUGGGGAAAAUGACAUUAAAAGAUAAAACUAAAACCUUUAUCUUGAAUUUUACACAACUACUUGGACAAGGGAGAUAUUUAGACUUGUGUAUACGUCAGAGUACUCUUCUCGAGUUCUUCCACAGUGAAUCAACCCUUGGAGUACCUGGUGGCUUUUUCUAGCCACAUUCGCAUUAAUCCUUAUUGAAAUGGGAUGGUUUUCUUUCCUCUAAUGGAGUCAUUUUCUUCAGAUAUUAAAGUUAAACCAUCCAAUCCCUCACCUUCAGCCUUCAGUGAAUGUGCUUCUAGUUGUCAGGAAUGCUGAAGAAUUAACACUUUGACUUUUAAAUGUGAUCCUGGCUUGGCAGAUUUCCUUAAAGCAGGAAGGAGAGAAGCAUAUAUUAGUUUGUAUGGCUUUUGCUUCUCUUUGGUUUUGUUUCCUAGGAUUUGGAAGUGGUUCAGUUUUAAUGCUGGUAUGAAGGCUAAUAGUCCUUAAGUGAAACCAUGUUCUAAAAUUCAAUUAAAUUGUAAGAAGAACACAAAACCCACCACUUUCUUUAAACCAGUGCAACUAAAGGCUGUGUUUCUGCAUUACAAAAGAUACUCAGGCUUUGUGGUCCUGAUCAAGGUCCUGGUAAAUUGGAGUUCACCCUAGGUGCUUUUCCUCUUUGUGACUGGCAGAUAACACGUAUUUAAAUGUUACUUAGGGAUUUUUUUUCCCUUUGUUGAGUGCAGCUCGAUUCUGAUGUAGUCAUGCUGCAUACAUGCUCUUACAGUGCAGCAUCCUUACCUUUAAGAGCAUACUAGUCUCCGCAGUGUGACCUCUAGACUAAAGGGCAGUGAUCGGAUAACCUCAGUGUCCCCUGGUUUUAUUCCAUCUCCUGCGACCCUCCCUCCCGUACCUAGGAAGAACACGCCCACCUCCUGCUUAUCUAAUGAUGACUGUAAUGUACCUGCAAAUGGCGCUUCCAGUUCUGUGCUCACUGACCCACAUUUGUGCUUGGACUAGAAGGGGAAGAAACAAGAUAAAAAGGAUGAUUGCCAAGAGAACUGCAAAUGAGUUCAAUGUGACUUCUCGGUGCUAGUUGGCCAUCUUGGCUCAAUGUUGGGACACACUAUCAGAGAGGAGUCUUUUUUUUUUUUUUUUUUUUUUAAUGAUACUCUAUUCAAAAUGAAUUCUGAAGGAAAAGUUGCUCAAGUCUGUUUCAGAGCAUACCCUUUGAAAUCUUUUUAGACUACUCUUCUAGAAUUCAUCAUAACCCCAAAAUAGAUAAAAGCUAUUAUCUGGAAGUUGCCCUGACAAGCUAUUGCACAUCUCUGGUAAAUCCUGCUGAAUGUAAGGAAUAUUCAGAGCUUUCAUACCUCAUCAUGAUGUUAUUUAAGCAGCCAACUUACAUGACCUGAUUUACUUUGAAAAAUUUGUUUCAUUCAAACUAGAAAGUUCCAGAGACAAAGGACAUUGCUCAGCCAAGAGUGUGAGGCGUUCUUGCCCUAGUCUUUACUUGUGUCUGUGCUCUGGGAUGGAUGCCGUCUGAUGUCUGUUACUGAUGGAGCAGACACUACAAAACUAUUCAACUCCCAUCUGUCCUGUUGUUUUCUAGUGCUGCUUUGUGCUGAGAGAACAUGUUAGUUUACUGAACUUGACCUGUACAAGACUGAUUCUUUGUAAUUUUAGGGAUAAAUUAGGUGGUUAAUUUAAAGAUGAACUUUCAAUGUUGCCUUUACAUCACAUUACAAUAUCACUUCUUUGAGAAGGGUAAUAGAAGCACUGAUUCAUAGUAAAAAUUUUGUUUUUAGCUUUGACUUUUCUUGUGGCUGAUUUCUUUUUAAAUUGUAAAUUACUGGUAACAUGUUAUUUCUAGAUAAUGCUUUAAAUUAUGUACCUUCUAUUGGAUAGUUAAAACCUUUGCAUCUUAUAAACGCGUUUGAUCGAAAAGAAAUACAAAGCACACAGAGUUGUCACCCCACCUUACCAAGAGCAUACAGCUGGAACUUUUGUAGCAAUAUCAGGGUGACCCCGUGAGUUCAGGUCCAUUCAUCAGUGUGAGCUCUUUUAUCUUAAGCCUGACCAGAAGUUCAUGAACUUUAAAUAUCCUGAACGUUGUUUUUAUAGUAAAACGAUUGUUUAAGUGUAAACAUUGGAGUCAGCUAAACCCCAGCAAAUUUAGAUGUUAUGGAACUGAGUAUUUACAACACAGACUUUUUUGUUUUUUAAUGCAAGUGGAAUUUUAGGGGUUACUUGUAAAUCCUAUUUUUAGUCUUUCACCUGGCAAAAUCUAUUAAUUUAGUUUAAUCUUUUGAAUAUUUUUAUCAGAAAGGUAUUACUUAUUACAGAAGCAUGUUAUUAGUAUUUAUAACACAAAACCUCUUAAGGAUUUUAGAUAGUGAUCAGGGCAAAGUGGCUUUGUUGUUGUUACUUCCCAGUCUCCCUCCAGACUUUCCAAGUAUGUAUUUAAUACUGAGAACUUUGAUUUAAAAAGAAAAAAACAUUCAGAGAAUUUGAGAUAUAAAGGUAUCUGGCACCUGAAGCACCAGAAGGUCAAUACAGUUGGGUGGAGAAAUAAUUGGGAGAGUACAGAUGCCUGAUGUAGAGCACAUUUAGGAGACUCGUCUGUGGACACUUGUUCUUGCCACCAGUCAGAGCUUGUAGACUGCCCUCACUCGCCCACUGCUGGAAGGAAGCUCUGCUGCGCCGGGGUCGUCCCCACACCAGACAGAGCUGUUGGACCCUGGGUGUUUCUUCAGCCUUACUGUCCUAUAAUAAGUCUGAAUUGUUCCAGUUGCUGCUGACUAUGCCUAAGAAAGCAUAUGUAAGUAUAAUUUGUCAACCAAAUUCUGUUGUACAUGACCACCUACUGGCAACUUUGGUUGGUUUCUGUAGUGCUAAUAAACAUUUCAGCUGUCUGACCCCAAACAUGGGGCUGUAUUGUAAAACAGGUUUUCCUUGGGUUAUGGGAUUUAUUUCUGAUUAAAUUUGGGACAUUUUUCAUAUCAACAAGCAAGCCAUUUUAGCUGUUUUUAGGGGCUAAACCUUUUUAUUUAAGUUGGGAAGUGUGUUGAGUACCAUAAGAAAAAGGAGUCAGCUUUUUUUUCCCCCCCUUUUCUUUUUUUCGGAGCUGGGGACCGAACCCAGGGCCUUGCGCUUCCUAGGCAAGCGCUCUACCACUGAGCUAAAUCCCCAGCCCCAGGAGUCAGCUUUUGAGAGGGGGACUCCCACAUUCCCAAGUUUGCUCACUUGCAGUUUCAUUUUGAAGUCCUAAAUUAGUAGAGCCAUUUCCUUUUGUUUGGGGUAAACAAAUCAACUAUCUGCAGAGUUGAAGGAUUUUGGUCUACCUUUUCCUAUCAUUCAAAAUUAGUUAAAGGUAGUAAUUGGAGACCAGAUGUGACUAAGUAUAUUUGUAAUAUAAAUGACAUUCUGUGAUACUCUUUAUUGUCAGGAAAGGACAGCUUAGAAAAAUAAGUCCUAAGACAUCAGGUUAAUGUUUAAUAAAAUAGAUGUUUACUAUUUUAAAAAUAUGUCAUUGCUGGAGCUGGAGAGAUGGCUCGUGCUAAGAGAUCAUCUGUUAUGAGAAGUCACUGCCCUUGAAGAGGGGGUGGGGAUCCUGGCACCCCUGUCAGGUGGCUCAUGCUGCUGUCACUGCAGUUCCAGUGGAGCCAGAGCCACCUUCUGGCUUUCUCAGGUACCACGUGCACACAUGGUGCGCGUGCAUACCCGGGAACAAGCACUCGCAGAUGAAAACAAACCUUAAUUUUUUACAAAGUGUCAAACUUCUGUUGGUCAUAAGAUCAUCUGGAGGCUCCAGGUAAGAGGGAAUAUUAGUGGAGCCAAGGUUCAGUUUUUAGCUAAGAGUAGACAAAUUUUUGUUUUCCUUUAGGUCAAAUAAACGCAAGUCAUAUUUAGUGUCUAUUUUGUUCCAGUUAAUUGACUGAGUUCCCUUAAUCAGUCCUCUAGUUGCUAUUGAAGAUGGAAAAUUAAGACUUAAUGGAUUACUUCCCUUCAGUGUCAUAAUUCUUAGAUGUGGCUGUCCAAAGGAGAAAGCCUUUGCAAGUUCUGUUUCUCAUGGUCAGACAACAUUUCUGUGCUCAGGAAGUCCUGGGCUAGAUUUUUUAAUAGUCAUCAGUGGGCAAACCUUUUGUAUUAGACCAUUGUUCCCAACCAUUCCUAAUUGGCACUACUUUGAAGUGGCUCCAUCUCAUAUAUCACUAUUGCUAUUAAUUUGCAUAUAUGGAUAGAUGAACUGUCAUUAGAUAUAGUCAGACGAGUGCAACAAUGGUUUAAAAGAAAUUCAUUUGUUGGUUAUGAAUUUAAUGACCUAAGUGAAAACAGAGAUACUGAUGAACAACAACAACAACAACAAAAACGCUUUGGGGUGCAGAGUAUCUGGUCUUCUGAGUAGCACCAUGGGCGUGACGUUAGCCUGCCCUGCUCUCUUAAACGUAGAUUGCCCCGUGAACCUAUCCCUUUUGUUUGUCCAUUGGUUAUUUCCUACCUCAAAACAUUCUGACCAUCCUGUGCCCUUUCUCAAAAGAGUGUUUGUACACCUGAUCUGGAAUGGCUAUUGAUUCUUUGUACUGUAUGCAUUCUGCCAGGCCUUGGGUGAAUGCUUUGCACAUGGUCAAUUUUCAAUAAAUAGUGAAUGAGGAAUAUA
Molecule: messenger RNA, 8035 nt
Organism: Rattus norvegicus (Norway rat)
Lineage: Eukaryota; Metazoa; Chordata; Mammalia; Rodentia; Muridae
Gene: Kpna1
Product: karyopherin subunit alpha 1
Biological process (GO): protein import into nucleus
Cellular component (GO): cytoplasm; nucleus
Molecular function (GO): nuclear import signal receptor activity
Source: RefSeq, a predicted model, not a curated record